Messenger RNA from Chara braunii, 3039 nucleotides. The record is from the annotation of a GenBank genome assembly. Lineage: Eukaryota; Viridiplantae; Streptophyta; Charophyceae; Charales; Characeae.
GCGUGGUCGUUCUGUGGAACCACGUCAGGAUCGUAGCUACAGGGAACCACCGAGACGCUAUCCCCCGGUUUGCUUCGAGUGCGGCGAACCGGGUCACUACAAGAACUAGUGUCCACGACUGGUGGGGGAGGCUAGCACCGGAUACACGACCACUCGAGGACGAUCAGCUUCGCCAGGACACCUGGCACGUCCUAUGGAACGACGUUCGACUUCGGAAGAACCAGCGUUACGUAAACAGAUUGAAGAUAUGGCUAUCUCCCUAGCUAGUUUGAAGGAAGUAUUUGACGCGGAGCAAGCCAACAAGGCACGCAAGGAGCAGGAACGGAUGGAGAAAGAAAGACAUAAACAAGAAGUGAAGGAGCAGCUAGCGAGAGAAGAAGAAGAACAUUUGGCUCAAGUGCAACGCGAGGAACGGCGACGCAUGAAGAAGGAAGCAGAAAAGCCGAAAGAAGCAGAGUUUCGGGAAGGACUAAGGAAAGAGUUAAGAAUGGAAGUCCGCAAGCAUGUCGGAGGCGCAUGCGAGGAACUGCAUCAACGACUAUUCGGGGACUUGACGAAGAGUAAAGGGAAGAACAAGCUACCCGUAUUUGAGGGAUCGGACGAUGACGAAGACAGUGCAGAGGAGAGUGAGCUCGAAGCGCUGAGCGAAAAGACGGGAGGUCUAAAAAUCAGUGAUAAACGUAAGCGUAGCGCGGAACGCAUCAUAGGCGACAGCCCACCGAUGGAGACCGCGGCGAAGCGCUCGACAAAACGAGGAACGCUGGUACCGAAACGUUUGGCGCUUAGCUGUCGGCAUCCAUCAAUGAAGAGAUCACAAAUCAAGAAGACUCCAGGUGAAACCAUCGCAAAGUUGAAGAAGAUACCCUCCACGGCGGGUAAUCCAGGAAAAUUUCGUUAUGUCAAAGAAAACCUAUGUGUGCUGGGUGGGAUGAAUGUUGACGAGCUGAAACAAAUUUGCCGCGACGAGGAUGUGCGUUUCGAAGGGGACAAGAAGAAGAUGGACACUAUACUAGCUAUUACGGAGAAGCGGACACAUCUGGCGUAUGGUACCGACAAGGAGGAGGAGGAGACCACUGAAGGAAGCACCAUGGGAAUCAAAGAUGAUUCCCCCAACAAGGAAAAGUUAGGCAUCAAAGCCUUCAACGGUGAGCUCAGUGGCGUUUACAUCCUGACCUCACCUACCUGCAAAGCACAGUAUGUGGGGCAAACCAAGCGGACAACUAAUACAAGGUGGAAGGAGCACUUAUCGGCUUAUGGCCAAGCACGUAAGCAGACUGACCUAUACAGGUGGUGGCAAGUUUUCGGACCCGAGUCGUAUGUGUUAGUGUCGAUCGAAGUCUGCUUUGAAUCGGAACUUCUACCGCUCGAAAAACUGUAUAUUCGCCGAUGGUCGCCUGUCCUAAACACGACCGGUAAGCAGGGUAAGGGCUCUGGGACAGGGAAACGGCGGCUCGGAAAGCGGGAACAAAGUAAGGAGAAUAGACUCGUUCACGCGAACUGGUCACCUCGGAGCUUACCGAUUGUGCCGGUCAGAGCUAGGACUAGCGAGGCAUACAACUGGAGCGUUGACGUGCAUCAGCUGUUGGAUUCACAGGAGACAGCGGAACGUCGAAGUUUCUCCUUGAUGUUGCAACGAGGGAACGUUUGGUGCGGAGGAUGGAGGAAAGUGAAGGCAGCUUUCGGAAAGACGGAGUUGACUAUUGAGGGUCUUCCCUACCCUCGUGUAAUAGACCACGUGCGCUUCCGCCUACACGAGCUGGAUGGGAUCAACCCCAUGAUCUGUCACGCUAACUACGUACCGAAAUUGGAUCACACAGAUAGGGAAGGUUUGUUAGUACAUGAGAUCUUAGCUGGUUUUGCUACGUGGGGCAAUAGAGGUGACGUAGAGGUGCGUGUCCAUAAAUGGGAAGUGUUGAAAUGCAUGCAGAGGGCCGGUAGUGAAGAGGAUAACUAUGUGGGUAAGUACCUGGACGUUAAGGAAGUGGAGACCGUGAAGGCGAAGCUGGACGGUCUUGUGCUCACGAGUCUUGAUCGGAAUGCAGGGGAGACUGUAGCCAUGUGCCCGACAUUGUAUUUCGAGGCCAUGAUGGAUACAUUUGUAUUGUCAUCAGGAUACACGAUCAUGCAGGAGAAAGAGGAGGACAUACUGCGAAGGAUGAAGGCGGAUGCGGAAGAAGUGGGUCUGAAGCAGUUCGUGCGGUGGGAUGUCAAAGGGAAGUUUGGCGAUGCAUAUGUUUUGCCAAAACAUAAAGACCUCUCAAGAUUCCGACUGGUAUGCCCCACCUUCUCAGAACCGCACGUUCGAAUUUGCCGUGUUACCGCAAAAGUGCUCAAUGACCUUCUGGCUGGUAUGCCAAGGAAGUGGCACUUCAAUCUGCGAUCAGUCUCUGAGCUAGUACCAAGACUGGAUCAAGUGAACAGAAGCAUCAGCCGGGUGAUGAAGAGCAACUCUGAGGUGGUGGCCAUGUCCUUCGAUAUCAAGGACAUGUUCAGUAAACUGUCGCACGAGGAGAUUAUCCAGGCAGUCGACUGGGUGAUUGAUCACCAUCGAAGUAAUGGUCGGGAAUGGGUUCGUGUGAACACGAGAGGGAAAGGUCGUACUUUUGGAGCGAGUACGGGUGACGACCAUUGGAGGAAGAUGGAUUUGGAGACGGUUAGGAAUUUCGUUAAGUGGGAGCUGGAACACACUUACACGAAAGCCACCGGUAUUCUGCUGCAUCAAGUCGUAGGUAUCCCCAUGGGGAAAGGGACGAGUCCGCCGCUGGCAUGUAUGUUGUGUGCUUUUGCAGAAUACAAAUUUCUGCAAAGUUUGGAAGGGUGGCAUCGUUUUGUGUUCGGUGUUCGCCUGAUGGAUGAUGUGAGUUUGAUCGUUGUGAAAGGGGGGAAAAAACAGACCCCUGUAGACAGAAUUGCGAGUAGCUUUGAGGGUUGCUACCCCAAGAAUCUAACUCUGCAAAGGACGGACGGAGGUGACAGGGUGUGAAACUUUUUGGGCACGAUCAUGUCUGUAGAUGCUUCAGACCCGUACCUGCGAUGUAC